AUGAGAAAACAGUCUAUUAGGCAGAGGCUGUCACAAGAGGGUGGUAUUGUUCUAUACUUUUACUUCAACUCAAAACAAAACGACAGCGGGAAACAGUCGGCCAAUGCAUUCUACCAAACUAUUAUAUAUCAACUUCUCAAAGCUCUUGAAGGCACAGCUACAUCUGCCGAGUGCUACUCGGUUGCACAUGAGUUGAGGAGGAAUACCGGAGCCAAUACUUCGAUCACCAACGAAAGACUUCUCAGCACUCUAAAGGACAUCCUACUAAAAAUCGGCACGAGGGUCAAUAUCGUAAUUGACGCUCUAGACGAGUGCAAGGAGGACAACCAGGAGUUUGUGGAAAGCAGCGUUUCAUUGUGCCGCGAUAUACCCUCCCUCAAGGUCGUGAUUACAAGCAGGCCGGAACUGAAUAUAGUUGAUCGUUUCACGAAGAUAUCGUCGGAAAUUAAUAUUCGGCUCGACUUCUCCAAAACGGAGUCCAAUCAUGAUAUUGAUCUCUAUAUCGAGCAACGUCUCCAGAAUUCUAAAACGUUGGGUGACAAAAUGUUUCCGGAAAUGACAAAAGAGAUAAGGGAGAAGCUCCGCAAGAAAGCUGGUGGCCUGUUUCUCUAUGUAAGGCUCAUGCUCGAUCUCCUAGAACAGCAAGCCACAGAAGAAGGCAUACGGAAUGGAUUGGAAAGUCUACCGGAGACUCUAGUUGGCAUCUACCAGAACAUCAUCCAAAAGAUAGAGAAGAAUGCCUCCAAAGAUUUAGGCGAGAUGGCAAGGCGUGUUCUUCGUUGGGUGGCUGCGGCACAGCGACCACUGACUAUCGACGGGCUUAUGAUGGCGCUUAGGGCUGAGAAACUGAAGGCCAAGGAGAACCCAACAAUCAGUGAUCUAGGCCCCUUCAUACCAAAUUACCGCGAACGGCUUUGGCAGAUUUGCUUUCCACUUCUGGAAGUCCUUGAGGAUGAUACAGUACAGGUGAUUCAUGUAUCGUUGAAGCAAUACCUACUAGGUCAAAAUAUCUCCGGACAGGAACCGUCGGAGUUCUUUGUGUACGCAACUCUCGAAUGGACCGGUCAUUGCCUAGCGUCAGAGGAUGGUUCCUCCCGGGAGCAGAGUGCGAGACUCUUGAAGUACUUUCAGGGACCGGAUCAACUGAAAAGCUGGACUGAAGACCGCGCAGCCUUUGAUGAAAGAUUUGCCGUCUACUUUCACUUAGGAAUUGGCACGGGAGGUCUGAUAACCGGUAAUCUCCCAAAUCUAAUCCACAUCUGUGCAUACUUUGGAUUAGCCACAAUGUCGGGAGGGUUGAUCACUCAAGACAAGGGUGAACUUGAUCGCCGAGAUACUACCGGUAGGACGCCGCUCCACAUUGCCGCCGAGAGAAAUUGGGCGACCCUAGUCGAUUUUUAUAUCGAACAAGCGCUGCAGGCACGGGGACAACAAACAUAUAACUACAAUUACGGGAAUUAUACCACCACAUAUGGUCCGUUAGUGGAGUCCAAGGAUAAUAGCGGGAAGACUGCUCUUCAUCGUGCCGCUGCCAGGGGGAACCGUCUCCCCGUGAUUAGCCUACGCAAAGCUGGAUACAGUGCCGACUCUCCCGAUAAUCUGCUCCAAACUCCUCUUUUACUCGCGGCGCUAUCAGGAGAAAAGGACGUUGUUCUUGAAUUAUGGAAUUCAGAUAAAUCCCUAAGUUGCGCGAGUAAAUCCGGAGUUACACCGCUUGAUUGUCUCAUAAUGCAUGGGCAUGAGGAGACACUUAAAAGCUUACUUACGUCAGGUAAACUAGUGUCGGAAGUCUUGCUUAAAUCUUCACCCUCGGCCUUUAUCACUGCGGCACGUAAGGGCUUGCUCGGUGUGGUUGAUCUCUUACUACACGCAAAGAUCGACGUCAAUUCCAGAGAUAACAUGCAACAAACGGCCCUGCAUAGAGCAGCAACAUGGGGGCACACCGAGGUGGUUGAAUUACUUCUUCGGCCAGAGUGGGGGACGGGUAUCGAUGCAGAAGACCAAUCCAACAGAACCCCGCUCUAUUUCGCCGCGGCAGGAGGGCAUAUAGCUAUUGUGAAGUGCCUUAUACAGGCUGGAGCCAACGUGAAUGCCCUCGAUAGACGCAAUCAAACAAUUCUCUUCGAACCGGCCGGGAGAGGGCACACGCCAGUUGUAAAGGAACUACUAGGCGCCGGGGUUCGCGCUGAACAAGUGGAUCAUUGGAAGCGUUCAGCCCUCCAUUGGGCUUCAAAAUAUGGCCGUAAGGAGGUGGUAGAGCUGCUGCUAAAUUCCGGGGCGGAUCUGCACGGAGAGCAAAGGGAGAAGGAAACACCACUACACUGGGCUGCACAGAACGGACAGGAUACGAUGAUUGAGCAGCUCAUAAACGCCGGGGCCAACGUUGAAGUAGGAGAUGAGCAAGGGCGAACACCACUUCAUCACGGCGCGUGGCGGGGGAUGCAAGCUUCCGUGUACGCUCUUCUGAAACACGUAUCCGCACCGGACGUUGUCGACCAUAAUGGGCGUACACCUCUGUACUGGGGAGCGGUAUCUGGAGAUUCGGGUGUCGUACAGACACUGCUCGAUGCCAACGCAAACAUCACGGCCGGGGAUACGCGGGGCGUAACACCUCUGCAUAUGGCCGCUCGCUACGGACAUGACGCACUUUUAAAGCGUUUUAUAGAUACCCAAGCUAACCUGGACGUGAGAGACAAUAAAAAUGCAACUCCACUACACUUUGCAGCUCAAGCAGGGAAGCAGAACGCGACCCGGCUCCUGCUUGAUGCCGGUGCAUCUCCCAUAGCUGCAGACUUCAAAAAGCGGACACCCACGUGGAAUCAAACCAAGAAAAAUGACGAAGCACAUAGUAUGGUUUCUGUACUGAAUGAGGCCAAGGAAAAUGCAGAGUCGAAAUAUCUUUCGCAGCUCCCGGGCAUACAUGAGGCUGCGAGGAAGGGCGAAGAUACCACUAUCCGGAAUCUCAUCACUAGAGGAACAAAUAUCGAUGCAAAGGAUGCUCGUGGGCGGUCGGCUCUGCACUGGGCCGCUCUCAGAGGUCAUAACGUAGUAUUCUUACGCCUCGUCCUCGCUGCCGGGGCCAACAUUGAACUUUCCGAUGACUCAGGGCAAACGGCGAUUCAUCUAGGUGUCAAAAAUCAUCACCCAGCAGUAGUACGACAGUGCCUGGUAGAUGGCGCUGAUGUGAUGGUAAAGGACUCCUGUGGGCAGAUUCCAUUGCACUUAGCUGUGGAGGGAGGACAGGGGGAGAUUGUAACACAACUACUCGAAUCCACAGGCUCCCAAGCGGGUGUAAACGUUGCAGACAACUGGACCCGAACACCAUUGCACUUUGCGGCGGAGGGUAGAUGGAAAGCAAUUCUCGUGCGGCUCCUGGCGUGCGAUGCCUCUACCAUAAAUAGUGGCGAUUAUAAGGGUCAAACACCUCUUCAUCGGGCAGCACGUAAGGGAUACCACGACAUCAUUGAGGAACUACUCAAGGCCGGGGCGAAGCUUGAUGUAACUGAUACCAAUGAGCGAACGGCUUUGCAUCUGGCAGCGAAAUACGGAUACCCUACUGUGGUCGAGAAGCUCCUAGCGGCAGGGGCCAACAUAGCUACAAAGGAUAAAAGUGGCAGAACAGCGCUCUAUCUAGCAGCCGGAAAUGGUCACGAGAGUGUAGUGGAUGUCCUCCUCAAAUCCCGCUCGCGGGUCAACGUCAGAGACAGCGUCAACGUCAAAGACAGCGAAAACAUUACGCCUCUCCAAUGCACGGCGGAAAAGGGAUGGGCAGGUGUGGCAAAACGUCUUUUGAAAGCUGGGGCGGACGUGUCAACUCAAGAUGGUCUUGAAAGAACCGCCCUUCAUCUUGCCGCCCAGAACAGCCACAAAGGAACGGUCGAUGUCUUGGUAGAUGCUGGGGCGGGCGUUGAUAUUAAAGACUAUUGGCAGAAUACACCACUGUGCUGGGCUUCAAAGAAUGGGCACUAUGCGAUCGCCGUGAAGCUGCUGGGCGCAGGUGCCAAGACUAGUGUCGUCGGUGAUGCGCAGGAUACACCUCUGCAUUCAGCGGUCCAAAAUGACCAUGGAGAAAUAGUCAAGUUAUUAAUAGGUGCUGGGGCGGACCCUGACGCUACACUUCAUAACACGGGGGAAACACCUCUUCACAUGGCGGUCAAGAAUGGUAACCUGGUAGUGACGAGGUACUUACUUGAUUCCUGUGCCGAUGUUAGAGCACUGGAUGCUUCUCUGGAAACACCGCUGCACCAUGCAGCCCGCGAGGGUCAUGCUGGUGCUGCGAGGCUGUUGCUAGAGUGUGGCGCGGAUAUAGAGGCACGGAAUGCCGAAGGCAAAACACCAGCUGAUAUUGCAAAACUAUCACAGCGAACCAAAGUCAUGGAAUUAUUUGUCCGGUUCAAUUCGUGA
Morchella importuna is the source of this 4404-nucleotide messenger RNA. RefSeq lists its product as uncharacterized. The record is from RefSeq and is a predicted model, not a curated record. The coding region runs from base 1 to 4404 and encodes 1467 amino acids. The transcript is spliced from 5 exons. Gene Ontology annotation, molecular function: protein binding. Lineage: Eukaryota; Fungi; Ascomycota; Pezizomycetes; Pezizales; Morchellaceae.